Anoplopoma fimbria (sablefish) is the source of this 2920-nucleotide messenger RNA. Its product is annotated as probable polypeptide N-acetylgalactosaminyltransferase 8. Lineage: Eukaryota; Metazoa; Chordata; Actinopteri; Perciformes; Anoplopomatidae. The record is from RefSeq and is a predicted model, not a curated record. Gene Ontology annotation, cellular component: Golgi apparatus. The transcript is spliced from 11 exons. Bases 205 to 2064 code for a protein of 619 amino acids.
UGUCACGCCCAUGCGUGGUCUCACGCCUUUAAACGACAGAAGUUAUCACCCGGGCCGUAAAGCAGUAUCAUGCAUGGUCUUGUUCAUCAUCCCAGCCUUCUGAUGAAGCCCGUCAGUCGAGUCAUCUAAGCUCACUGUGCGCGGUUAUCUUCGGAGGGUUUUUUUUAUGCUCUCACCGGGGGGAUCGGUCGGUGUGUUUUCGGUAUGAAACGCGCGGGGUUAAGGGGGGUCCUCCUCAUUUUGGGGGGGUUAGGGCUCGCGGGCACGUUUCUUAAGAUGCUCUAUGAGCGCUCAGCGGGGACUGACAAAGAGGUGGACCUACCGCAAAUUAUCAGACGUUUUUCAGACCUGGAGACAAGCAUCAGCAAGCUCUUCGAUGUACUCAAAGCUUUUGAGAAAAAGCAGGACACCGUGCAGAAAAUGCUUGAAGAGGACCGAGGCAGACAGAGAAAAGCUGCAGGGGUCGAAGAGCAACCUGAAGCAAAGGUUCAAGACCAACAGAAGGCCCCCGAGAAAACAAAGUCCAAUAAACUGUUCCCAGAUUCUGCCCUGUUUAAGGAGUGGGGGGGAAAUCUGUCUGAGGACGAACAAAGAGAGGCAGAAGGUUUGUAUUUGAAGUACGGCUACAACGUCUUCCUCAGUGAUCGCCUUCCUCUAGAUCGAGCUCUCCCAGAUACCAGGGAUAAAAGGUGUCUUAAAAAGAGUUACCCAAAGGACCUGCCAAACCUUGGAGUGGUGUUGAUCUACCUGAAUGAGGCCCUGUCCAUCAUCAAGAGAGCUAUGCGCAGCAUCAUCGACCGCACCUCUAAAGACCUGCUGAAGGAAAUCAUAUUGGUGGAUGACAAUAGCUCCAAUGACGACUUAAAGGGGGACCUUGACGCAUACGUGACUAUGAUCAAGAAGCAGAACCCGAGUCUCCAUAUUAUAAGAGUGAGGCACAAUGAGCAGCAAGGACUUGCAUAUGCCAGGGUUUCUGGCUGGAGGGCUGCUACUGCUGACGUGGUGGCCAUCCUGGACGCCCACAUUGAAGUCCAUGAGAUGUGGGCUGAACCCCUGCUGACACAGAUCAAAGGUGAUCGAACGGUGGUGACGUCCCCCGUGUUUGACAGAGUCAACUUCGAUGACCUCAAGGUUAAUGAAUACCUUCCAGCAGCACACGCCUUCGACUGGGCUUUAUGGUGCAUGUAUGAGGGGUUUACAGAGGACUAUUACAACCUCAAAGAUGGAUCAUUGCCUGGAAAAAGUCCAUCCGUCAUGGGGAUCCUAGUUGCCGACAGGAAGUUUCUAGGAGAAAUUGGAGUCCUCGAUGAAGGCAUGAAAGUGUACGGUGGAGAAAAUGUCGAGCUGGGAAUUCGUGUGUGGACCUGUGGAGGCAGUAUUGAAGUAGUUCCAUGCUCCAAGAUCGCCCACAUCGAGAGGGCCCACAAGCCCUACAUGCCUGACCUGGGCCCAUCCAUGAAGAGAAACGCCCUGAGGGUGGCAGAAAUCUGGAUGGAUGAAUACAAACACAACGUCAACUUGGCUUGGAACUUGCCAUUCGAGAAUCAUGGAAUUGACAUCGGAGAUACCUCAGAGAGGAAAAAACUCAGGGAAAGGUUGAAAUGUAAACCUUUCAAAUGGUACCUGGAAAAUGUGUAUCCCAAGUUGGAUCCCUGGGACAACAUUGUUGCUUAUGGAGGAGUGAAGAAUCUAGAUGCUGAUAUGUGCUUAGACCAAGGCCCAGUACCAGGCCACACACCCAUCGCCUACCACUGCUACUACUAUGGACCUCAAAUAACCUAUUACCGCUCAAACGGUGAGCUUUAUAUCGGCGGCCUCAAGUCCCAUAAGUACAAUGACAACCGCUGUAUAACUGACGUUGGGGAAAAAAAUACAGAGCCUGGCCUUUACAACUGCAAAGAGGCUAUGCAGAAAGGAAUGGGGAUUUAUUGGGACUUCAUUCAGGGCAAAGAAAUGAAGAACAGGGAGACAAAAAGAUGUCUGGAGAUUAAAAACGGCAAUCUCCUAAUACAGGAAUGCACUGGCCAAAGAUGGGAAAUCCAAAACAUAAUCAAGCCCUUUUAAAAGUGUGUGUUUUGCCAACAAGAAGUGCACUUCUCUGCUCAUAGGUCAUUGGAUAAUAUCCCCUGUAUGUGUUAAAUGUAAAAGAAAGUCAGUGGAAUGUGAUUACCGCUUUGACUCCUGUAAUAAUUUAAAGCUUUUCUUUACAUGAAAUGAUUUUUGGCUAAAAACUGAACUUUGGUUAUUUCCUCAACGUCUUAUGAAUGGACGUUAAGACAGCACGUUAUUUUUGGUUUGACAAUACCAAACUGAAGUGGUGUUACAAAUGUCUUAUUGGACCAGUGGUGUUCAGAUGCCAUUGGCUUUCAAAGUACAAGAUUAAAAAUAGAUAUAGUUAUAUUCCUUUCAUGUUUCAAGAUCCAAAUUUAUUACUACCGAUUAAAUUAGUAUGUCUGUUGCUCCUACUGUUGUGAUCGGAUAAAGUGCAAGCUGCUUCCCAGUAGGUCUAUAUUACAAAUACUGUGUGGAAAAGCACAUUACUGGGACCACAUGGACUACUAGCAUCUUACCUCAGGCUACUUUUAAAGGACAUGCCUAUCAUUACGCAACUUCGAGAUGCACGUUAAUCCUUUUUUCCUCCCUACAAUUACUCCACUUCAGGACACCUAUUAUAUUCUAUUCAAGCAUACAGGCUUAUGGUAAUGUUAUUGGUUUUGUUCUUAUUACAACAUAGAGCAAAGCAAGAGAUCAGAGUUUAAUCCUUGUUUGUUUUGCUUUUUAAAUCCAUUUUGGGCUGUAGCCUCCCUCCAUGGCAGACGUGGUCAGAAAACAAUAAAUGGUAUUAGAAAGAUGCAUCAUUGCUAUGAAGAAAUGUAACUAUGGUUUUUAGUUCUAUAACAAUUGGCCAAUUAUUACAAAG